AUGGGGUCCAUCCCGGAAUCUCCAACGAAGGAUGCAAUCCCUGGUAUCAUUGACAUUAGAACAGAUGCCGAUGGAAUCAACAUCAUGAACCUCAUCAAGUCUGGGCUGAACCAGCCAGAUGGCGUGGAGAAGACUUUGCCAACACUGUUGCUGUACGACAACAAGGGGCUCAAACUGUUUGAGGAGAUCACAUAUCUUGACCAAUAUUACUUGACAGGUCAAGAGAUCUAUGUUUUGGAGCGAUAUGCGGAUCGAAUUGCGGAACGAAUACCAAAUGGAGCAAUGGUCGUAGAGUUGGGCAGCGGCAACCUCCGCAAGGUCAAGCUGCUACUGGACGCCCUGGAACGUGCCGAGAAAGAUAUCUUCUACUAUGCCCUCGAUCUGAUGAAGUCUGAGUUGGAGCGUACGCUGGCGCAAGUGCCCACUGGCGCAUAUCACCACGUGAAGUGUUUUGGACUCUGGGGCACGUACGAUGACGGCUUGGAGUGGCUCAAGACGCCUGAGAACGUCGACAAGCCAAAGACGAUUUUAUCUCUUGGCUCCAGCAUUGGCAAUUUCACGCGCGAGGAAUCAGUCGGCUUCAUCAAGCAAUUCGCAGACAUCCUCAAGCCCGGCGAUACAUUAAUGAUUGGCCUGGACGCUUGCCAGGACCCAGGAACUGUCUACCAUGCAUACAAUGACAACAAAGGAGUUACUCACCAAUUCACCAUGAAUGGUCUGCAUCAUGCGAACAGACUACUUGGCCGCGAGGCUUUCCGUAUCGAAGACUGGGAAGCUGUUGGCGAGUACGACAAAGUUGGAGAGAGGCAUCGCGCAUACGUCGUUCCCAAGCGUGAUGUCGAGGUUGAAGGUGUGUUGUGCAAGAAGGGGGAGAGAAUUAACAUCGAAGAGAGCUACAAGUACAAUCAAGAACAGGCAGUGCACCUUUUCCGAGAAGCGCAUGUCCAUGAUGUCACCUAUUGGACGAAUGAGACCCACAGCUACGGACUACAUAUGUUACAGAAAACAAGCAGGAUGUUCGCAACAAAGCCAACGCAAUAUGCAAGCCACCCCGUACCGAGUGUGGAUGAAUGGGACGACUUGUGGGCUGUCUGGGACAAUGUCACACGACAGAUGAUCCCGGAUGAGGAACUCUUGGAGAAGCCAAUCAAGCUGCGCAAUGCCUGCAUAUUUUAUUUGGGACACAUUCCCACCUUCUUCGACAUGAAGCUCAGCGAGGCUACGGGAUUGGAGCCAACAGAGCCCAGCUAUUUCCGCAAUAUCUUCGAAAGAGGAAUCGACCCGGAUGUUGACAAUCCAGAGAAGUGUCAUGCGCACAGCGAGGUUCCUGACAACUGGCCAGAAUUGGAAACGAUUCUGAAGUAUCAGCAGAGCGUGAGAAAUCGCGUUCGACAGCUGUAUGAGUCAGGUCAGGCGUACAACGACAACUGGACCGGUCGCGCUCUCUGGCUCGGCUUUGAGCAUGAAGUCAUGCACAUGGAGACUCUGCUCUAUAUGCUCAUUCAGAGCGAUAAGACACGACCGCCGAAAGGCGUCGCGAAACCGGAUUUUGAGCAGCUGGCGGUUCACGCAAAACGACAGACUGUCGACAACCAUUGGUUUGACAUUCCGGAACAGACCGUCACCAUCGGUCUCGAAGAUCCGGAUAACGGUGAUGGACCAGUCCGUUACUUCGGAUGGGAUUGUGAGAAGCCCUCCUACAGCACGAAAAUCCAUGCCUUCAAGGCCGCGGGUCGGCCUAUCACGAACGGCGAAUAUGCUCGUUAUCUGAGCGAGACGAAGCAUGACGGCAUCCCUGCAUCAUGGCAAUCCGACCGCACGGAACGUGCCGACAGCGGCAACCCUGAUCUAGACCAGAACCUGAACGACUUCAUCAUUGGCAAGGCUGUGCGUACUGUCUAUGGACCGGUACCACUCAAGCUCGCGCUCGAUUGGCCGGUAUCUGCUUCGUACGACGAGCUCAACGGCUGCGCCCAGUACAUGGGCGGACGCAUUCCGACUUACGAGGAGACUCGAAGCAUUUACGAGUAUGCUGCCGUUCUGAAGAAGCGCGACGCAGCAAGCAAGAACACACAGAACAUCCCGGCGGUCAAUGGUCAUCUCGUCAAUGAUGGUGUCGAAGAGACACCGCCAUCGUUAUUCAAGCCCACGGUCAAUGGUGUCUCCAAGAAGGAUCCAGUCACCGAUCCCAGCGAGCUGUACGUUGAUCUGAGUGAUGCCAACGUAGGUUUCAAGCACUGGCACCCUUUACCUGUUACCCAAGAUGGCAAUAAGCUUGCUGGUCUGGGUGAGAUGGGUGGCCUCUGGGAAUGGACUAGUUCUGAGUUGGAGAAGCGCCAAGGAUUCGAGCCAAUGAAGAUGUACCCAGCAUAUUCUGCGGACUUCUAUGAUGGCAAGCACUACAUUGUGCAGGGUGGAUCAUGGGCUACCCACCCACGUUUUGCCGGACGGAAGUCUGUUAUCAACUGGUAUCAGCGGAACUAUCCUUUCGUCUGGGCUGGAGCGCGUUUGGUGAAGGACAUCUGA
Molecule: messenger RNA, 2526 nt
Organism: Fulvia fulva
Lineage: Eukaryota; Fungi; Ascomycota; Dothideomycetes; Mycosphaerellales; Mycosphaerellaceae
Product: Ergothioneine biosynthesis protein 1
Exons: 8
Coding region: 1-2526 (841 amino acids)
Source: RefSeq, a predicted model, not a curated record